AUGGUGUCCGCCCCCGCCAGGGGGGGGAAGUGUCGCAAGAAGGGCGGGGCGCCCUUCGCGAAGAGCGGGGUGCCGGCGGGGUGGGGCCAGGGUGGCCGCGGUGGCGGGAGGCAGGGGGGGCCGGGGGCGGGCCGCCAGGGGAGGCGGGCGGGGGAGUUCUGGGGCCCGGAGUUCAUCCCUGCGAUGGCCGGCGUGUCGGUGCCCAGCGCGGCCUGGGACAUGGAGACGCUGAAGGCGGCGAUCAUCCACGCCAAGGCCGGCACGGGCAAGGUCGAGGAGGCGAUCUCGCAGUGCACAUUCAGGCCCCGCGAGCAGGCCUUCACGACGCUGAUCGACCUCUGCGGCAAGAUGCGCGACUGGAGGAAGGCCAAGGAGGUGUUCAGCGCCAUGAAGGGCGUCCGCAGCGUGCGCCCCAACAAGUACACGUACAGCGCUCUCAUCAGCGCCUGUUCCAGCUCCGGCGAGUGGGACCAGGCUCUGGGCGUCUUCGAGGACAUGAAGCGCGCCGCCAAGAGCGACCCCAGCUGCAAGCCCAACCAGGUCACCUUCGGGGCGCUGAUCGCUGCCUGCGAGCGAGGCGGCAAGUUCGACAUGGCCCUCCGGGUGUACGAGGAGAUGCUGGACGCCGGCAUCGUGCCCGACCAGGCGACCUUCACCUCCGUCCUGGGCGCCUGCGAGGGCUCGCACCAGUGGGACCGCGCGGAGGCGAUCCUGGAUCAGAUGCACUGCCGGGGGCUCACGGGCCCGCCGGGCCUGUACUGCGAGCUGAUACAGAACGCCAAGGGCUGGGACAAGGCCGUGGAGCUGUUCCUGACGAUGCAGGCGGUGGGCUGCGACGUGGACCCGCACACCUGCAGGGCGCUGAUGGCCGCCCUGGAGGCGGGGAGCCGCUGGGCAAUGGGCCUGGACCUGCUGAGGAGCAUGCAGGAGGCCGGGAUCCCGAUCGACCUGGACACCUACAACUCGGCGCUCAAAGCGCUGGCGCGGGUGGGGCGGGUCGAUGAGGUCGCCGAGGUAGUGGGGCAGAUCCGGGCGGCCAUGCUGGAGCCCGACGAGACGACGCGGGAGUGGGUGGAGCUAGCCUGCCGGGUGCGAGGCGACGCCGGGCGGGCGCACGAGCUUCUCGCGCAGGUGCGCGGCCCCAAACUGUGA
Molecule: messenger RNA, 1152 nt
Organism: Ostreobium quekettii
Lineage: Eukaryota; Viridiplantae; Chlorophyta; Ulvophyceae; Bryopsidales; Ostreobiaceae
Source: the annotation of a GenBank genome assembly